Biomphalaria glabrata is the source of this 5743-nucleotide messenger RNA. RefSeq lists its product as uncharacterized. The record is from RefSeq and is a predicted model, not a curated record. Lineage: Eukaryota; Metazoa; Mollusca; Gastropoda; Planorbidae. Bases 2054 to 4393 code for a protein of 779 amino acids. The transcript is spliced from 3 exons.
GCCUCAUCACGGCUCCACCCACACUUUAAGGCCACUCUUCCCUGACAUUGACCGUGUCUGGAAAAUUAGAGGUAAGCCGAUCAAUCGCACUCACGAAGAAACGCCUCACUAUGGAUUCAGAGAUAAGCCCCGUCCAACAUACGCGCAUUGGGCCCUCCGCCAUAACGUCCAUCCCACUUACUGGUCUGCCCCAAGGAGGAGAUGUACCCAGUCCUAUCCACCCGGUCUAUUUCCCCAGGUUUCCAGAAUUGCCCCUUCCACGUGGCAAUCCGCCUGCGGACAGAACAUAGGCGACAGCGGACCCUUAGGACGGACACCCCUCUGGACCUUGGCAACCUCUUAACUACUGGGAAAAUUUUCUUAAAUGCUACGACCGACAGUAGACGAAACUUGAGUGAUAUCAACGUUAGCACUUUAUAGAUCUUUUAACAAAGACCUAUCUUACGCAGGGAGGGUUGUGACGAACCGUUUUAGCUCACUCAAGAUAUCACUCAGGUCUAAGCAUUUAAUUAAUUUAUUUACUCGCUAUUAAUCAUCAAUUUUAUUAAUUUAGCCAAUCAAGCGCUAAAAAACACAGCCACCACCCCUCCAAUCCAACCCCACCCCAUUUGGCAGCGAUGUCACAUUUUACUAUCCCCACCUUGACACGUGCCACACUAGACUCUUGACAAGAGUACGCUCCCCUUUUCCUAUCUUGGCAAACAUUCGUUGACCCCCCCCCCUUGUUGGGAGCGGCUGGUCACUUCAAAGUGCCCAUUCAACUCAACGCCUCGGGCAACGCUGUUCGUCUGGCACUAGCCUUUAUCAAGGUAUAAUCUCCCUUGAUGUACCCAGCUCUGAUAAUCUCCCCUUCAUAAUCCACCUGACCACCUGGGCUGAUUUCCUGGGCUUUCAACUCGCGCCUUCGCGCAAUGUCUAUCUCCCGGAAACUCUCGUCACGGUCAAGCGUGGACCCCCUUUGUCAAAGACGUCAAAUAGUCUAGACCACCUUUGCACCUAUCUCCCGCCACUCACCCCCCCCCCCUUGGCUAUCCACGUGUAUAUGGACAAACUUCAUCGUCCGAUCUCAUUCACGCUGGAGAGCCCACAGGGAGCACAUCUAUCUCUUGCUUGAGCUCUAGACUAUUUUCAUUCCCUUAUUUCACUUUGGAUUGGUGCUUUUAUCUAUAGGCUACACCCGCCUGAAAUCUUAGCAACCUAAAGCUGAUAGCAGAUUUGCUGGCACCAGAUCUGUAGACAUCAGACCUACUCAUCCUUCAAGAGUCCAAGUAACAACGCUAGCCACAGACUCGUCACUGGCUUAACUGAUUGGUAGACGCAGCUUAGUUCUGCAACCAUACAAGUUGGACUGCACACGGAGCCUGGAUCCACUACGCCAGCCCACCAGCAGACAGCAUCAGUACCAGCCACACCCGUCUCAUCAGUGCAGCACAAGGACCAAAAGCUAAGCAACCAGCCUAAUGACACUCAGACCACUUGGUUCUAAUAUCUGAUGAUGAUAGUCCUACAUAUGUAAAUAAGCUAGAUCCCAUACUAGCAACUGUACAGCAUUUCACCUUUCAUUAUCUUAUUUUGUAUAAUAAACUGUACAUAAGUUUACAUCUAAAUAUAGUAUUUGUUGCCUGCAUUAUAACGCUGUGCUUGUAGUUUAUAUGUGCAAGUAAGGAUUCUCAAACCAUAAAAAUCCCCUAGACACCAAAAACGGCCAAAUCUUAAUCCGACUUGUCACAAUGGGGAGCCUCGUCCGGGAUUUACCCAACUAAUACUGCAAGCACAGCAGGCAACUCCCCAGUAUUUUAACUAUCAUCAUUGUUAGAGUACAAGUCUAUCGAGUGUCAUUUAGAGCUAUUUUAUUUUCACUUAAUUUGCAUGGUUGUAAUUGUACUUUAUUUACAGGUUCUUAAGCACCAAACAAAGGAUAAUACUACCUUUCCUAUAACUCUUAAGUAAUCGCUUUCAGCAUCUCCGUCAUUGUCUCCACCUCUCACUCUACCUUCUGCCUUUUCCCCCUCGUUACCAUCCCUCACCGUCUCAGCGCCCCAUCCACCCUACCAUGGCCAGCAGCACUCGCUCCAAGACUGAACCUGACCGCAAGCAGCGGAUACCAGAUAUCAUGGACGAGGCUAAAUUGCUUAGCGACGCAGGGCGGGAUGAAUACAUUAAUAGACGACUGGCUGCUCUGGAAAGAGAGGAAGAAAGAAGAAAGGAAGAAGAAAAGGAAGAACGAAGAAAGGAAGACGAAAAGGAAGAAAGAAGAUUAGCAAGGGAGCAUGAACUAGCGAUGAAGGAAAAGGAUAAUGAAAUAGCUAGAGAAAAAGAGAAACAUAUAACUGAGAGAGAAAGAAUAGCCGCGGAGAAAGAGAACGGAGCCGCCAGUCAAGCCUCCUCCGGAUCUCGCCCGGCUAGCCCUGCCUCCAAUCAAAGUUCCUCAAACGGCCUACCCCACAUGCCAAUGGAGCACCUCGACGACAAGACAGAAAACAUCGAAGUUUAUCUCGUCCGCUUCGAAGAAGUUGCGAGCUACUACGGUCUGCCAGAGGAGAAAUGGUGCUUCCGGCUAUCCCAAUGCCUCCGAGGCAAAGCCUACGAAGUAUACUCUAAACUCCCCUCCGGCCAGCGAGAAGACUACGCAGCCCUCAAACAGGCGCUACUCGUCCAAUUCGAGCUGACUGUCGAGGCCUACCAAAAGAAAUUCAGGACAUCCCGCCUAGAGCGCCGAGAGACCUACGGUAAUCUCUGCGACAGGUUGGACAAAUACCUGAAGAGGUGGCACACUCUCAGCGAACUGCCAGAGACCUUGGACGGCCUAAUGAGCCUCAUACUCGCAGAGCAGUUGCUAGAGUGCAUGCCUAACGAUGUCAAAAUCUUUGUUAGGGAGCAGCAAGCCGCUACACCAGCCGACAUAGCUUCAGCUGCAGACCGGUACGCGACUGCCCGCAAAGACGUUAAGGACAUCAAAAGCAAGACCUCAGCCUCGGACAAACCGGAGGACCAGCCCACUUCUUCCAACAAACACGCUCAUUCUAGCCAACCCUCUCCUUUUGCUAAACCUCAGCACCAAAAAGCACCAAUCCAGCGACCAGCCACGCCUACUAGCUACGAAAGACGAAGCCACCCGCCUCGACAUGGCCAGACCAAUAACCAUCACCGUGACCGGAACAGCACGAGUGAUCACAGGCCCAAUCGACAGCAUCAGGCCCCACGUACUGUGUCAGCCAUGACUGAGCUCCCUGAACCCUCUUUGCAGCCAUCGCCUCUUGAUGAGGAAGAGGAGGACUAUUACGUCAUAUCAGCGCUGACCGUGGCUCCUGAACCCACUGCUUGUGGCCUUACCCAACCGAUACCGCCUCACCCCGCCAUAUCACCUCCUGGGGUAGAGACUAUUCUGAUUAACGGAUCUCCUGUCCAGGCACUAUUCGAUUCCGGAUGUGAGGUGAGCUCUGUCAUCAGCAAAGCACUGGUCGACCCAUCGGAUCUCACUGGUGGAUCAGUGACGGUCCAAUCUCUAGACCGUGGCAUUCCUCCGAAGGCUUAUCCUGUCGCUAGGGUCCACGUAGAAUGCAAGUACGUACAUGGCACCAUUGAUGCAGUAGUCAUGGACUCGCCAGUGUACGACUUCGUUCUAGGCUCCAGGUACAUACCUCUAGGAGUUGUCAAUAAACCAUACUUCUCUCUGCCCGUCGGUAGAACGACAAAGCAGAAAGAUGGCAGCAACCAGCCGGUUGGAAGCCCUGGUCGCCACUCUAACCAACCCUUUACUGGCUCCUCAGCCAAGCUCAAGCCGCGCCACCCUGGCACUGACACUGCCGGGAAAUCACGAGGUAAGCGUAAUAACUACACUCGUGAAGGUCCGUUUAACCCCUGCUCCUCAGCAGUCAAACCGCUCAUCCCUGGCACUGGCACUGCUAGGAAGUCACGAGGUAAGCGAAAUACCUACACUCGUGAGAGUCCUUGUAACUCCCGCUCUUCAGCUAUCAAACCACUCAUCCCUGGCACUGAUCCUGCCAGGAAGUCACAGAGGAAAGUGAACUUUCACUCUCGUGAAAGUGGGCCUCAUCACGGCUCCACCCACACUUUAAGGCCACUCUUCCCUGACAUUGACCGUGUCUGGAAAAUUAGAGGUAAGCCGAUCAAUCGCACUCACGAAGAAACGCCUCACUAUGGAUUCAGAGAUAAGCCCCGUCCAACAUACGCGCAUUGGGCCCUCCGCCAUAACGUCCAUCCCACUUACUGGUCUGCCCCAAGGAGGAGAUGUACCCAGUCCUAUCCACCCGGUCUAUUUCCCCAGGUUUCCAGAAUUGCCCCUUCCACGUGGCAAUCCGCCUGCGGACAGAACAUAGGCGACAGCGGACCCUUAGGACGGACACCCCUCUGGACCUUGGCAACCUCUUAACUACUGGGAAAAUUUUCUUAAAUGCUACGACCGACAGUAGACGAAACUUGAGUGAUAUCAACGUUAGCACUUUAUAGAUCUUUUAACAAAGACCUAUCUUACGCAGGGAGGGUUGUGACGAACCGUUUUAGCUCACUCAAGAUAUCACUCAGGUCUAAGCAUUUAAUUAAUUUAUUUACUCGCUAUUAAUCAUCAAUUUUAUUAAUUUAUCCAAUCAAGCGCUAAAAAACACAGCCACCACCCCUCCAAUCCAACCCCACCCCAUUUGGCAGCGAUGUCACAUUUUACUAUCCCCACCUUGACACGUGCCACACUAGACUCUUGACAAGAGUACGCUCCCCUUUUCCUAUCUUGGCAAACAUCCGUUGACCCCCCCCCCCCUUGUUGGGAGCGGCUGGUCACUUCAAAGUGCCCAUUCAACUCAACGCCUCGGGCAACGCUGUUCGUCUGGCACUAGCCUUUAUCAAGGUAUAAUCUCCCUUGAUGUACCCAGCUCUGAUAAUCUCCCCUUCAUAAUCCACCUGACCACCUGGGCUGAUUUCCUGGGCUUUCAACUCGCGCCUUCGCGCAAUGUCUAUCUCCCGGAAACUCUCGUCACGGUCAAGCGUGGACCCCCUUUGUCAAAGACGUCAAAUAGUCUAGACCACCUUUGCACCUAUCUCCCGCCACUCACCCCCCCCCCCUUGGCUAUCCACGUGUAUAUGGACAAACUUCAUCGUCCGAUCUCAUUCACGCUGGAGAGCCCACAGGGAGCACAUCUAUCUCUUGCUUGAGCUCUAGACUAUUUUCAUUCCCUUAUUUCACUUUGGAUUGGUGCUUUUAUCUAUAGGCUACACCCGCCUGAAAUCUUAGCAACCUAAAGCUGAUAGCAGAUUUGCUGGCACCAGAUCUGUAGACAUCAGACCUACUCAUCCUUCAAGAGUCCAAGUAACAACGCUAGCCACAGACUCGUCACUGGCUUAACUGAUUGGUAGACGCAGCUUAGUUCUGCAACCAUACAAGUUGGACUGCACACGGAGCCUGGAUCCACUACGCCAGCCCACCAGCAGACAGCAUCAGUACCAGCCACACCCGUCUCACCAGUGCAGCACAAGGACCAAAAGCUAAGCAACCAGCCUAAUGACACUCAGACCACUUGGUUCUAAUAUCUGAUGAUGAUAGUCCUACAUAUGUAAAUAAGCUAGAUCCCAUACUAGCAACUGUACAGCAUUUCACCUUUCAUUAUCUUAUUUUGUAUAAUAAACUGUACAUAAGUUUACAUCUAAAUAUAGUAUUUGUUGCCUGCAUUAUAACGCUGUGCUUGUAGUUUAUAUGUGCAAGUAAGGAUUCUCAAACCAUAAAAAUCCCCUA